CGUGCGCGCCCCCGCAGCCUGACGAAGUUGUGAUGUUGCCUGUGAGGAAGAUGGCGAAUGUGUGCAAUAUGGAGAUUCAACGCAGAAAUUAAAACAGUAGCGGGGAGGGCGGAGAAAAAACAGCAAACUUGGAGUGAAGGGAAAAGGUGGAUAAAGAGGGGGCGACACAAAGGCUAGAGAAAACCACGGAGAGAGAGAGGACUUCGAGAGGGACGUACGUAACUAGCCUGUAGCUAGCGCUGUCCGCAGCUGGCAGCUCCGCCUUACCGGCAGGCUGGUACAUGGCGGUUCAGGUUCGAAGCGGGUAGGUGGGGUGUCUGGGUGGUGCUGUAAAAAACCAACCGCAAGAUUAGCCCUUGCAGCUUGCUGAGGACCGACUUGGGAGAACUGUCUCUGAAGGAGCAGAGAACGGCGGGAGUCAGAGCUGGACUGAAGGUAUCAGCUGAGGCAGCAUGUCCUGCUCCUCAGACAGUGAGGAUGACAGCCUCAUUGCUAUGGAGACUGAGGAGGGUGGAGAAGUGCCAGAACAGGCUCCUGCAGAACAGGGAGAGGUGGAACUUGACUCUGGGAAGGACAGCACAGCUAUCGAUGGGGAGAAGACAGACAAAGCGGAGGUGCCACUUGACAGGGCCAUGGGGGAGCUUCCAGAAGAAGUUCUGGAGCACAUUCUGUCUUUCCUCUCCCCUUACCAGGAGCACAAGACUGCUGCCCUAGUCUGCAAACAGUGGUACCGGCUCAUCAAAGGUGUGGCGCACCAGUGUUACCAUGGUUUCCUGAGGGCUGUUCAAGAGGGCAGCAUCCAGUGGGAGAGCCGUACAUACCCCUAUCCAGGCACUCCUAUUACACAGCGCUUCUCUCACAGUGCGUGUUACUAUGAUUUGAACCAGUCCAUGUACGUGUUUGGUGGCUGUACCCAGAGCAGCUGCAAUGCUGCAUUUAAUGACCUUUGGAGGCUUGAUCUCAACAGCAAGGAAUGGAUCCGACCUUUGGCCUCAGGCUCAUAUCCUUCACCUAAGGCUGGGGCGACCUUGGUGAUGUACAAAGAUCUGCUUGUUCUCUUUGGAGGCUGGACCCGACCCAGCCCGUACCCUCUUCACCAGCCAGAGAGGUUUUUUGAUGAAAUCCACACUUACUCCCCCUCUAAGAAUUGGUGGAAUUGCAUUGUGACCACUCACGGGCCCCCACCGAUGGCAGGGCACUCCUCCUCAGUCAUUGGCAGCAAGAUGGUAGUGUUUGGAGGAUCCCUGGGAGCACGGCAGAUGAGUAAUGAAGUCUGGGUGCUGGAUCUUGAACACUGGUGCUGGUCUAAACCAUCCAUCUCUGGCCCAUUGCCCCACCCCCGAGGCGGUCAGUCUCAGAUUGUGAUUGACGAUGAAACUCUGUUGAUCCUGGGAGGCUGUGGAGGCCCCAAUGCUCUCUUGAAGGAUGCCUGGCUCCUGCACAUGGGCGCCCCUGUGUGGUCAUGGCAGCAGCUGCGGGUGGAGAAUGACGAUCACGGGGCUCCGGAACUAUGGUGUCACCCGGCCUGUAGGGUGGGCCAAUGCGUGGUGGUGUUUUCCCAGGCACCCAGUGGCCGUGCCCCACUUAGUCCCAGUCUAAAUUCCCGUCCGUCCCCCAUCAGCGCAACUCCUCCUCCCCUGGGUCCUGAUCCGCCACCACUACGCUCCCAGUCCCCAGUGAGGAGCGGGGCAGCAGGUGUGGUCCUAGGCGCAGCUGAAGAAGUGCCCUGUGUGAAUGGUCGCUGGGGGACUCUGAGACCACGUCCUUCUGCCAGAGGGAGUGCCAUAGAUGGGAGUCCCUCCCCGUCCCAACAGCUUUCACCCUCACGUGGUCCUGACAGCCCCCCGUUGCCUUCCCUGCCUCCUUUGCUCAAUGGCUUCUCCCCUUCCCCCCGCACCAGUCCCGCCCAAGCCAGCUCACCGCCCCCCCGCCCGCACCCCAUACACCUACACACUCAUGUACCGGCUGACUACAGUUUGGACUGCCCCCCUCCCUCUGCCUCGGAGCAUGCCAACACUAACGGCUUUCACACCCCUUCCAGUUCGCCUCACACCCCACCAGGGGCUGUGUCACCGACAGCACUGCGCAGGGGGCUGGAGGCCGUCAAAGCCCUUACGUCGUCCUCAGUGCCGUCUUCAUCCUUGCCACAGUCUCGGGGGGCUGCUGCAGGGGGACUAGCCUCUACCUCCUCGUCCUCCAGCCCACCGCAGGCCAGCCAGGGGGCUGCAGCAGAUGGACACUCCAUCCCUCCAAUCGCCCGCCGCCUUGGCCACCACCCCCCUCAGAGCCUGAAUGUGGGUAAACCCCUGUACCAGUCUCUCAACUGCAAGCCCAUGCAGAUGUACGUGCUGGAUGUGUCUCGGGCCAAAGUGAACGGCAUAGUCACGUGGAAGGUGUAUGGGAGUGGAGGGGCCCCACCUGCUGUCAUGGGGCCCCCAGAGACAAGCCUCCACACAGUGGUUCAAGGCAGGGGGGAGCUGAUCAUUUUUGGAGGCUUGAUGGACAAGAAACAAAAUGUAAAGUACUACCCCAAAACCAAUGCCUUGUACUUUGUGCGUGCCAAGAGAUAAUGCAGAGGAACAGAGGGAUGACGUCGGAACGGUCUCCUCCAACUUCUGAUAGGCCAAGCCUCAUUUCGAUUGUGUUCCAGAGCAGGUGUCUCUUACAAAAAGACAAGCAUGGUGGACUCGAGCAGCCGUGCUCAUUCUCAUGUCAUUCCCCAGCCACCCUCGUGCCCCUUCCUCCUCCACCUUGCCAAGACUCAUUAUUAGUCCAGUUCUGACCAAUGCAGUACAAAUGUGAAAUAUCCCAAAUGUGCCAGGGACUUUCUCAAUGCAUUCUGGAUGUUAGGACUGUUAUAUUGAUUUAAUACAUAAAUAAUAGCUUGACCCAUCUUAGAAGAGAAAUCAAGGUGGGAGUAAAAUAAUUCAUCUUCUUGAGACUUCAGUGGCUUUCCUUGACUCUCUCAAACAUAUUGAGAAAGCUGGGACAAGAGAGUGAUCUGUGUUUGUCUUUUUUUUUUUUUGUUCAUGAAACACAAAAAGCAUUGUUUACAAUGAGGUGUGUGUGUGUGCGCGCGCGUGCGUGCUUGGGUGUAUAUGCCAGCCAAUUUGCCUGACUAUUGUGCCCUACAUCAGGGUGAGUACAGAUAUGUGGGGGUUUAAUUUUAUAUUAUAUGGAAAGGAAGUCAUUUUAGAAGGAUAUGAAAUUAAUGGUUUGGGUGUAUGCAGUUCAGUAAUUCAGUAUUGCAAUUAAAAAUAAAGGUUUUUGAACUGGA
This is a messenger RNA of Scleropages formosus (Asian bonytongue), 3277 nucleotides long. It is a transcript of the gene fbxo42, whose product is annotated as F-box protein 42. Bases 453 to 2570 code for a protein of 705 amino acids. The record is from RefSeq and is a predicted model, not a curated record. The transcript is spliced from 10 exons. Gene Ontology annotation, molecular function: protein binding; ubiquitin-like ligase-substrate adaptor activity. Gene Ontology annotation, cellular component: SCF ubiquitin ligase complex. Lineage: Eukaryota; Metazoa; Chordata; Actinopteri; Osteoglossiformes; Osteoglossidae.